AUGACGGAAACGGAUAAGUGGGACUCCCGAGUCAGUAGCCCAGUAACCAGAAUAAAACAUAUACAUGAACAUAAUUUGACGUACUACAGCAAGUGUAUGUUCGGGGGGGUCCUGUCUUGUGGAUUAACACAUACGGUAAUAACACCGUUGGAUGUUACAAAAUGUAGAAUCCAGUCGUAUCCUCAAAUAUAUAAAAACCUCUUCCAAAGUUUAUAUAAAAUAAUCAAGGAGGAAAAGGUAAGAAGCUUAUCAUUAGGAUGGUCUCCAACAUUAAUAGGUUACUCCCUUCAAGGGUUAUGCAAAUUUGGCUUUUAUGAAAUUUUUAAGGACGUUUAUUCAAAUUAUUUAGGAGAGGAAUAUUCCUAUAAGUACAAAGGUGUAACAUGGCUACUCGCAUCUGCAUCAGCCGAAUUUGUCGCGGAUGUUUUCCUAUGCCCAUUCGAAAUGAUUAAAGUGAAAAUGCAAACGAGUAAGGCAAAUACAUUUCCGACGAAACUGUCCGAAUCUGUAUCCUUCAUGGUAGCAAAUAAGAAAGAAACCAAGUUUCCCUUUGGUAGUGUUACACCCUUGUGGUGUCGUCAGAUACCUUAUACCAUGGCAAAAUUCUAUUUCUUUGAAAAAAUAGUGCAGUUAAUGUAUGACCAAGUUUUUACCAACCCGAAGGAUUCCUAUUCCAAGUCUACUCAAUUGGGCAUCACUUUCGCAUCUGGUUAUUUGUCGGGAAUUAUUUGCGCCCUGGUUUCGCACCCAGCAGACAAUAUGAUAUCUCAAUUAGGCAAAGUAGAAAAUAAGGGCAGAACGUUGUCAGCCAUAACAAAAGAAGUGGGUAUGGUAAAUUUAUUUACCAAAGGAUUAUGUACGAGAGUUUUAAUGAUAGGAACAUUGACCGGUUUGCAGUGGUGGAUUUAUGACACCUUCAAGGCCGUUAUGGGUUUGGGUACCUCGGGAAGUGGCUCAUCUGGGAAGAAAUAA
Molecule: messenger RNA, 972 nt
Organism: Plasmodium inui San Antonio 1
Lineage: Eukaryota; Apicomplexa; Aconoidasida; Haemosporida; Plasmodiidae
Exons: 1
Coding region: 1-972 (323 amino acids)
Biological process (GO): mitochondrial phosphate ion transmembrane transport
Cellular component (GO): mitochondrial inner membrane
Molecular function (GO): phosphate transmembrane transporter activity
Source: RefSeq, a predicted model, not a curated record